AUGGAGUACGGUUACUUGAGCGGCGCCGGCGGCGGCUUCGAGGGCGGUUGCCUGGGCUCGGGCGGCGGCGAGCUGGCGUGGGGCGAGCUCGCCUCUUGCGGUCAAAUGUCGCAGGCCGCCUACCGCUACCAGGGCAUGCGCUACCAGCCGCCGCCGCCGCAGUGCGCGCGCCCGCAGGACGCCGCGAUAAGGAACCACCAUAUAUUCCCGCCGGCGAUGAAUUUGCAACGUAAG
Iphiclides podalirius (scarce swallowtail) is the source of this 234-nucleotide messenger RNA. NCBI's taxonomy places the organism in Eukaryota, Metazoa, Arthropoda, Insecta, Lepidoptera, Papilionidae. The record is from the annotation of a GenBank genome assembly.